Messenger RNA from Daucus carota subsp. sativus, 2093 nucleotides. Its product is annotated as PHD finger protein EHD3. Bases 149 to 1678 code for a protein of 509 amino acids. The transcript is spliced from 6 exons. Lineage: Eukaryota; Viridiplantae; Streptophyta; Magnoliopsida; Apiales; Apiaceae. The record is from RefSeq and is a predicted model, not a curated record.
UGCGCGUUGAAGGGGUUAUAACAAAAACAGUAGAGGGAUAAUACAGAUUUGGAGUGAGGGUUGGUGUAGAUCUGGAAAAGCAGAGAUUUUGUGUUUUCAAAACACAGAGAGAGAAAGAGACAGAGAGAGAGAAUCCCAAGGUCCGGAGAUGGAUAUUGAUAAUGGGGGAAUUGAAAAAUAUAGCACCUACAGGAGGCGGCGCAAGCGUUGCAAUUCAGAUAGCCAAGGAGUGUGUAGUUUAUUCGGUUUUUUACAGUCCAUUCAAGAGCCAGAUUUGCGUAACCAAAGAGUUAGGAUGGAAUCACACACUUGCACCAAUUUGACUCAUGACUGCUCAUUCAAGGACUGGCGAAAGGUUGUUCUCGAACAGAUGUAUCAAUCACUUUGCACCGAGACUCAGGGUGCUUUACAGGACUGUAUCCGCGAUGCUCUUGUGUUUAAUCAUCAAACCGGUUGCACUACCUCCAUCAAGGAUCAUGUCGGUGCCACUUCAAAUGGUUCCACAAGUGAAUCAAGUUCCUGUUUAGACGGUGAUAUGUGGAAGCAGGCUUUGUUCAGUGUUUUAGUAUCAACUAAGUUUGCUCAACUCUGUAACUUGCUUUCUGGAAAUUUCCUUGGGAUGAACGUUAGUAGUCUCUUCAACCUCGGUUUAAUUAAUUCAAGAAUCAAUGAGGGGGUGUACAAAAAUUCGCCCAUGCUUUUUCACUCGGAUAUUCAACAGGUAUGGACAAAGCUUCGGAAGGUUGGCACUGAAAUGGUCACACUUGGUAUGAGUCUCUCGGAAGCAUCAAGGGCAUCUUGUCAUAACACGUUUCAUAUGCAAGAAACUAACGGGCUUUCCAAAGUGGGUCAAAGAGAUGGCUGUUGCUCUGGAGCCUGUACAUGCAGGCAUUGUGAAGGCAAAACCGAGGGUAGAGAUUGUCUAGUGUGUGACAACUGUAAGGACAUUUAUCAUGUUUCUUGUAUUGAACCCGUUCAAGAAUCUUCCUGGAAAAUCUGGUGCUGUGCAAAGUGCAGAUCAUGUGGCGUUGGAUCACGCCACGAGUUUUGUGUACUCUGUGAAAGUAUAAAUGCUCCACGAUCUUCCUGUACUGGAGUUGAUGGACUUGCAGCCAGUGGGAAAGAACUGGAGGAAAGCUCUUAUGAUCUAGAGCAAAAUGGGCUCGAAAGUGAUGAGGCAACUUUGCCUUGCUGCAAAAUAUGUAAAAUUGACAUAGGAGUUGAGGACUUUAGGAUAUGUGGUCACCCUUUUUGCCCUAACAAGUAUUACCACACGAGGUGCUUGACAGUUGAGCAGCUGAAUUCAUAUGGUAAUCGUUGGUAUUGCCCUUCUUGCCUAUGCAGAGAAUGUCUAACUGAUCAAGAUGAUGAUAAGAUUGUGUUAUGUGAUGGUUGUGAUCAAGCCUUCCACAUUUACUGCAUGCAACCACCACGCGCGUCAAUCCCCAAGGGAAACUGGUUUUGCACAAACUGCGAUGAAGGGAUACAACGCAUACGCGAGGCAAAGAAGGCAUAUGCAAAUUCUCAAUGUAAAAUGAUAAAGAAAGCUGAAAGGGAAAACGGAGCGUAUGAAAAUGGCCAAGUAGGCGUAAGCAAAGAGAUGGAAGGGGAGGUCGAUACGUCUGGUGGUGUGGACAUGCUUUUAACUGCAGCAAAGACUUUGAACAAUGAAGAUUGAUAUGACUAGUAAGUGUAAAGUGGGAACCGGGGGUUAAGGCUGCUGCCCUUGGUGUUAUGUUGCGGGUUUUUUGAUCCUUUUUUACAGUACCUAUAGCUUCAAGGUGUAGAUUUGUAGAACAUUUACUUGGUCCUGACGCACAGUUUGAUGGCCAGAUUUUAGAUUGGAUUAUGGCACACACUUUGAUGAUCGAUAUUAGGUUGUGUAACUUUAAGAUGUAUAUUUCUUCUUUAACUGUAUGGUGUUGACAUGAUGGGCUGAUAACUUGUUUUAACUCUUAGAAUGUGACCUUGUACUUGCAUUCCUUCCAAGCUACUGGAUGGAAACCUCAAACCUGUAUCUUAAGUGUAUUAUUAGUCUCUGUUGUCCAUUUGUCAUGUAAUCCUAAUAUAUGAGUUGAUGAUUUUACUUAUAA